Molecule: messenger RNA, 1419 nt
Organism: Parnassius apollo (apollo)
Lineage: Eukaryota; Metazoa; Arthropoda; Insecta; Lepidoptera; Papilionidae
Source: the annotation of a GenBank genome assembly
AUGUCCGAGUCGGGCGACGCGGCAACCGGUUUCACAUUACCUGGCUAUAAAUACUUAGGACCAGGCAACGACUUGGAGUUAGGAGAACCUACAAACGAAUUGGAUCAAAUAGCAAAAACACACGACGAAGCAUAUAAUAGAAUAGAACAAGAAUACGAGUAUAAAAUAUCUACAAGAAACAGAACACCGUUCGUGGCAUCAUCUGGAAACGUUCAAUAUGCAAACGCAAACUCGCAAACAACUAUAGGGAUUUGGGAAAAUAUGGAUGCACACGGAAUGAUAAAAUUAGGGGAAGGAAUAAUACCAAAAACAUUAUACGGUUCAAGAUUAGGAGAAUUAAAUGUACAAAACCAACAUAGACAAAUACCGGGAGAAAACCAAAGCGCAGCAUGCCAAGGCAAAUUCAUUGACAAUCGCUUAGAAUAUUGGUAUCACAACGGAAUAAACGACGGAACAUCAACAUUCCCAAACAGUGUAGAACAGUACUCUUAUUUACCAGCAAUUAUUGCAAGUGCAAAAAUAUUUUAUAACGCUACAAACUCAAUAGGAUUAAUAUAUGAAAAAAGUUAUACCCCAAAAGACGGAACAUUUCAUUUAAAAAAUGACGCAUGGCGAUUUAUGAACUACGAUUAUUUAAAAAACCGAAACCCAGUACACAAUAUAGUAUUGAGAACGGGCGAACAAGUAGCGGUGCAACACACAGCAGCAGAUCCCAUAAAAUAUGAACUCGCAACAGUCGAUAAUUACUUAUACAAUAAUUACAGAGACACGCCAGAAUUGCACUUUAUACCACCGGUAGGCAUUGGAAUAUUACCACUGCUAAGCAACGACGGUAAUCACGAAAACAGCAUAUUAAAUAUAAUGGUAGAGAUGGGAAUUGAAGUCGAAACACAAUCCCACGGGGGCAACGUACUCUUUACGGCAAUGAGAAAUGCACAACCGAACCCAACCGUUAUGGGCUACAUGACGAUGAAUCAUCAGUUUGCGGAACUGAUUGUAGGACAUCAACCCAUAACAUCGAGCACAACGCAAACACUGGAAAGGCAACCCGAACCAACAAGCGUUGACGUGGAAAUAGCAAGUAGAGUUAGAGCAAGAAGAGAUGACGGAGGAUACGAUGACACUAUUAUAAGACAGGAACAGAGAUUAUUGCAGCAGGAAACACAAAGAUUAGAAAGACAAUUACAAUACGACGAACGCAUGCACAAUGAUGAAAUAAAAGCCAUAAAAGAAACAACAGAAAAAGCAUUACAAGAAAUUAAAAAAUUAGAAAAACAAUAUAAAGACAUGAUAAGUCACAAACCACCACCACCGAAAAGACAACGCGAAACACCUCAACCACCACCACCACCACCAGCAGCACAACCACCGAGACCACCACCACCAAAAUCACCAGAACCAGAACGAGCGUUUAAUUAA